Molecule: messenger RNA, 1835 nt
Organism: Microdochium trichocladiopsis
Lineage: Eukaryota; Fungi; Ascomycota; Sordariomycetes; Xylariales; Microdochiaceae
Exons: 3
Coding region: 180-1715 (511 amino acids)
Biological process (GO): regulation of DNA-templated transcription
Molecular function (GO): zinc ion binding; DNA-binding transcription factor activity, RNA polymerase II-specific
Source: RefSeq, a predicted model, not a curated record
CCUUAUUGGAAUUUGAGUUUGGGGCUAGCCUUCUCAAAGCGUCACCCUCGACGUGCAAGAGGCCCCCGGCCGGCUCGCUCUGCCUCGCAGCGAAGAGGGGGUGGGCUGUCCACUGGACGCGACAGAACCGAACCCGCUUGCUCGAGGGCCAAGCCAGGAUAUCUAAGCGAACAUCGACGAUGGAGCGGUCCAGGACGGGCUGCGCGACUUGCCGCAAGCGCAAGCGCAAGUGCGACGAGACGAGGCCUGCCUGCCGGGCCUGCACCUCGCGCGGUGUCGAGUGCGGCGGCUACAGCCUGGAGCUGCGCUGGGGCAACGCUGUCGCCUCUCGCGGCCACCUGGCCGGGGCCACGACUUCCGUGAGGCCACCGACGUCCAAGCCGGCGGCCCGACGACAACAGCAACCGCAGCAGCAGGAGCAGCAGGACCAGUCACAGUCGAUGUCACUGUCAGUCUCAUUAUCACAGUCGCCAGCAGCGGCUGUUCAGUGCGCCCUCUCGCCGCCAGAAGAGGAAGGCGGCAUAGGCAGCGUCAUCGGCGCCACAGUCCCCGUCGCCCAUCAGGUCUCGUCCCUCCCUCCUCCGCCUUCAGCAACCGGGGCCAACCAAGUCGGGCCGGCCUUUGAGAAAUUCCUGCGGAUUGGGCUUCGAAACCUGUAUGCUUCCAGCGCCGAUGCCUGGGUCGAGACCAUGUUCCGGGAGCUGUCUGCGGACUCGCUCGCUCUCAAGACGGCCGGCGCCGCGCUCCAGACAAUGGUUGACGAGGGCCGGUCGCCUCGAGCCCUGCAGGCGAUCGGCGACACCAUCCGGACACUUCGCGAGGAGUUGCACCAGAGCCGCGGUGCCCUCUGUGCAGCGACAAUGUGCGCAUGCCUCCUCCUUUCCUCUCUGCAGCUCGUACAAGGCGAGCCCUGGACUGGCAACUUCAAGCUCAUGACGGACUUAUACAACCUUGGCGGCAGCCUGGAUGCUAUUCGACCCGACCCUCAGACCGAUUUCGCCCUGCGGCAUCAGCUCGAGGUCCUUGCGAUGAUGGACAUCUCCUUUCUCGUCGUCGGCAGAACCACCCCAAGUGUUGGUCUCUGGCCCAGAUUUAGAAGAUUACAGGACACUUGGGCAGGAGGUCGCUUAAAAGGCAAUGAGACUGUCUCUGGUCUGCCCCGGUCUCUGCUCGACAUUCUGGCUCGAUCGUCGGUACAGCAAGACGCCCAAGUCGAGCAAGAUCUCUGGCUAUGGACAGGUGACCCGGGCCAGCUAGUCUCGUGUCAGCACUGGGAUGCAGUCAAAUAUGCCGGUCUUUUGCGGCUCCGGAGAUGUCGCCGCUAUUCUUCUCCAAUCAGCAAUAUGGUGGAGCCCGAGACCCCAAGCAGCGUCGCCUUGCCGUCCAGCGAAGUCAUCUUGCAUCGGCUGCUCAGCUGUCUCGAGGCCCUGCUCAACGGUUUGGAACGACCCGAGUACCAUGACCUGCUCAUCGCUCACUCGACAUUGUUUCCAAUGACGGAAGCAAGCCUCAUGGUCUCGACCUUGCAACAACAUAGGGACUGGAUCCGUCCACUCAGCAGGAUGCGGAAUCAUGGCUCGGAAUAUAAUGGAGACCACCCACGUAACGUCUCCAUACUAUAUGAGCUCUUGGACGAAGCUUGGAACGCUGGCCAGGACUUCCAUGACAUUGAUAAGGCAGCACAGAGACGAGGAGUGGAGAUUGCUGUCUUUUGAAAAACCAGGAAACUUCGUGAACUCACCUGCCUUUAAGCCGUCACAUCAUCCGUAAUACAUUAGUUUCCGUGUCUAUGCCCUAGUGUGGGUCUAAGAAACCUGGUUAUUUUGCGCCAAAGU